UCCUCCGUCCGCCCCCUCCCUCGCCUCUUCCUGCCGGGCGGUCCUCUCCCCUCCUCAGCCCGCUCCCUCCGCCCCGCUCCCUCCGCCCUCCCUGGGCUUCGGCGGCGGCGGCGGCGGCGGCGGAGUGAACGGGACGGGCCCGACCGCAGAGCUCUGGGCGGCGGGUGGGACUCGGACGUCUGACAGAGUUGUUGUUCCGGCAGCGGCCGCGGAGACGUGAGUUUUGCCAGGUGGAUGUGGGAAGAGAAGUUUGCAGAACUGAAAUGGAGGUCAGAGCUUCAUUACAGAAGGUUAGUGGGUCAUCUGAUUCUGUGGCCACAGAGAACAGUGAAGAAUUUGUUUUGGUUCCUCAGCAUGCAGAUGAUACUUCUACAAAGGAUGAUGGAAAGCCGCAGCUGAAGAUAGCUUCCAAUGGUGACGAACAGUUGGAAAAAGCCAUGGAAGAGAUUUUGAGAGAUUCUGAGAAAGGACAAAGCAGCCUACUUGUUGAUUGUCAGGGUUCCAAUGAUAUUUCAGACUACUCCUUUGGAGAUGUUCCAGCCAGCCAAACAAAUAAGCCAUCUCUUCAGUUAAUUUUGGAUCCCUCAAACACAGAAGUUUCCAAACCCAGACCAUCUUCUCCAAGUGGACUUACUGAAGAAGACAGUGUUCUAUUUAACAAAUUGACUUACUUAGGAUGUAUGAAGGUUUCUUCCCCACGUAGCGAAGUAGAGGCUUUACGGGCAAUGGCAGCCAUGAGAGCCUCCAGUCAGUACCCCUUUGCUGUUACACUCUAUGUGCCCAAUGUUCCAGAAGGUUCUGUGAGAAUUAUAGACCAGUCAAGCAGUGUGGAGAUAGCAUCCUUCCCAAUUUAUAAGGUGUUAUUCUGUGCACGUGGCCAUGAUGGGACAACAGAGAGCAAUUGCUUUGCAUUUACAGAGAGUUCUCAUGGUUCAGAAGAAUUUCAGAUACAUGUUUUCUCCUGUGAAAUUAAAGAGGCAGUAAGCAGAAUUUUAUAUAGUUUCUGUACUGCAUUCAAACGUUCUUCCAGACAAGUGGCUGAUGUUAAAGAUUCAAUCAUCCCAACCCCGGACAGUGAUGUGUUUACCUUUAGUGUAUCUUUGGAGGUCAAAGAAGAUGAUGGAAAAGGAAACUUUAGUCCUGUGCCUAAGGAUAGAGAUAAAUUUUAUUUCAAAAUAAAGCAAGGAAUAGAGAAGAAGGUUGUGAUUACAGUUCAGCAGCUUUCUAACAAAGAAUUAGCUAUUGAGAGAUGUUUUGGAAUGUUAUUAAGCCCAGGUCGAAACGUGAAGAACAGUGACAUGCAUUUACUGGAUAUGGAAUCCAUGGGAAAGAGCUAUGAUGGCAGAGCUUAUGUCAUCACAGGCAUGUGGAACCCCAAUGCACCAAUAUUUCUGGCACUCAAUGAAGAAACCCCAAAAGAUAAACGGGUGUACAUGACUGUGGCAGUGGACAUGGUGGUCACAGAGGUUGUGGAGCCAGUCCGCUUUCUCCUGGAGACAGUGGUUCGUGUGUACCCUGCAAAUGAAAGAUUUUGGUACUUCAGCAGAAAGACUUUUACAGAGACUUUCUUCAUGAGGUUGAAACAGUCUGAGGGAAAAGGCCAUAGCAGUGCUGGAGAUGCAAUAUAUGAAGUGGUGAGUCUGCAGAGAGAGUCUGACAAGGAAGAGCCAAUCACUCCUACUAGUGGAGGGGGGCCAUUGUCACCCCAGGAGGAUGAAGCGGAAGAGGAGAGUGAUAAUGAACUCUCAAGUGGAACAGGUGAUGUGUCAAAAGACUGUCCUGAGAAGAUCCUCUAUUCUUGGGGAGAAUUGUUAGGAAGAUGGCACAAUAAUCUUGGUGGCCGACCAAAAGGGCUAUUCACUUUGGUAAAGAGUGGUGUUCCUGAGGCAUUAAGGGCAGAAGUAUGGCAGCUAUUAGCAGGAUGCCAUGACAACCAGGAAAUGCUGGAUAGAUACCGAAUUCUUAUCACAAAGGACUCUGCACAGGAGAGUGUUAUUACUCGAGAUAUUCAUCGUACAUUUCCUGCACAUGAUUACUUCAAAGACACUGGAGGAGACGGACAGGAAUCCCUCUACAAGAUCUGCAAGGCCUACUCUGUGCAUGAUGAAGACAUUGGGUACUGUCAAGGACAGUCUUUUCUUGCUGCUGUAUUGCUGUUGCAUAUGCCAGAGGAGCAAGCAUUCUGUGUUUUGGUGAAAAUCAUGUAUGACUAUAAAUUGCGAGACUUGUACAAAAACAAUUUUGAAGAUCUUCAUUGCAAAUUCUAUCAACUUGAGAAACUAAUGCAGGAACAGCUGCCGGACCUGUACAACCAUUUUUGUGAUCUGAACCUAGAAGCUCAUAUGUACGCAUCCCAGUGGUUCCUCACUCUUUUUACUGCCAAGUUUCCUCUCUGCAUGGUGUUCCACAUCAUUGACCUACUGCUAUGUGAGGGUUUGAACAUAAUCUUUCAUGUAGCCUUGGCUCUCCUAAAGACCUCAAAGGAAGACCUCCUGCAGGCUGAUUUUGAAGGUGCUUUGAAGUUCUUCAGAGUUCAGCUUCCAAAGAGAUACCGGGCAGAGGAGAAUGCAAGAAGAUUGAUGGAGCAGGCUUGCAAUAUUAAAGUACCAACCAAAAAGCUGAAGAAAUAUGAGAAAGAGUAUCAGGCAAUGCGGGAGAAUCAGCUGCAACAGGAAGACCCAAUGGAUAGAUACAAGAGGGAGAACCGAAGAUUACAGGAAGCCAGCAUGAGGCUGGAACAAGAGAAUGAUGACCUUGCCCAUGAACUAGUGACAAGCAAAAUUGCUCUUCGGAAUGACUUGGAUCAGGCAGAGGACAAGGCUGACGUGCUGAACAAGGAACUCCUCUUGACCAAGCAGAGGUUGGUGGAGACUGAGGAAGAGAAGAGGAAGCAAGAAGAGGAGACUGCCCAGCUAAAAGAAGUCUUCAGAAAACAGCUAGAAAAGGCAGAAUAUGAGAUAAAGAAGACUACAGCUAUCAUUGCUGAGUAUAAACAGAUAUGUUCUCAGUUAAGUACCAGGCUGGAAAAACAGCAAGCAGCCAGCAAGGAGGAGCUGGAAGCAGUAAAGGGUAAGAUGAUGGCGUGCAAACACUGCAGUGACAUUUUCAGCAAGGAAGGAGCUUUAAAGCCAGCAGCUGUAAGUAGAGAGGACCAGGGAAUUGAAGCCGAUGACGAGAAGGAUUCACUGAGGAAGCAGCUGAGGGAGAUGGAGCUGGAGCUGGCACAGACCAAACUGCAGCUGGUGGAGGCCAAGUGCAAGAUUCAGGAACUUGAGCAUCAGAGAGGAGCACUUAUGAAUGAAAUACAAGCUGCAAAAAACUCUUGGUUUAGUAAAACCCUGAACUCUAUCAAAACGGCCACGGGCACUCAGCCACUACAGCCACCACAGGCUCCCCAGCCACCCAAGGAGAGCACAUAGCUCCAGCCUCAGCCAGUCACAAGAGCACAAUGAUCAAAACAACCGAAACCGAGAAUCCUUCCUGUUGUCCCUUUGAAGGAAAGUAAAGGAGACCAGAAAGCAAGUUAGAAUCUUUAGUAGCUCUGUCUUUCGUGUAUGACAUUUUUCAAAGGGAUGAUAUUUAAACUGACCUGAUUUAUGUUGCAUAUCUGUUUCCCAGCUUCUUCAUGAAAAGCCACAUUCAGAUCCAUCAUAGUGUUACACAUUGUUUUAUAGGCCUGAAAUUUAGUUGGAAAUAAGUAACCUAGAACUAAAUGUUUUUGUUUAGAAUUAUUUAUUCAUAAUAAUUUUUUGUCUCACAUAAAAAUGGAGACAUGCUUUUCCAAGGUUGAAAUGGUAAGAUCUUUGUCACAGAAUUCUGUUUUUAAAGGAAAAUUAACCCUCUUUAACUUUCCAGGAUUAUUUAGAUAAAGCACACUGUGGGGCCGCACAUGACCACUGACAGUUUCACACUGAAAGUGACUUCCACAGUAGUGCUACUCCUGUCCCAAGAAAACAGACCAGGAGUUGGCUUGAAAGUUCCCCCCAAAUUAUUUUGAGUUAGCUACAUUUGGAAAUGGAGUGCCAAGAGCUGUGGAGUAGCGGGGCUACUGCACUCUAGGUAAAUAGAGACUUUCAGUACAUGUGCAAUAAAGUCAUUUGGUCAGGCAUUCUAGCAGAUAGAUCCUUUUAAGGACUCCACAUGGGGCUCAUUCUCCUGAUGUGCCUUUGUAUGAACACAGAGGUGACUUGUGGCAAAUGCAGCCUCAAAGAUGGAUAUUGUCAGUGGCAGACUUGGGGACCCUCACUGGAGAAGUCUAAAAAGGUCUGUGUUCAGACACUGUAGUUUUGAGUGGAACCAUGAUGAUUUAGUGGAUGCUGACACACUAGUUAAGGCAAACGCUGAUGUUCCAUACUUGGCUAAAGGCUGUGAUGUUGCCAAGGAAGUUGAAGAGAGCUUCCUAGCACCUUAGUGUUAGGCAACUUUCCUAACUUCUCCCUAACCCCGAAACAGUGCCCUACACACCUGGGAAUAAAGAAAAACAAGGGCAUUUUUCACAUUUUUGAUUGACUAAACCUUUAUAGAACUACUUAACUCAUGGAAAGGUAAGGUUACUGUUUAAAAAAAUUGGUGCAAAUAUUUUUUUCAAUUAUAUUUGACAUGCCUGUAUAAAUAGCCCUUACAAGAAAUUCUUUGGUAACAACAAAACUAAUUUUUCCAUUUUCUAAGCUACUAUAGAAGUCUCUGGUCCCUUUACAGCAUCCAAACUACUGUCAGUCAUGUAUAGUAACAUUUCUUUAUAUUCAUCUUUGGCUUUAUUGUUAAGCAUACUGUUUCCAAAGUAUCUCAGACUAUUGAGUCCAGAGGGCUCUCCUCUGUGCCAUAUGUUGUAACUGUAAUAACACACUCCAGAGGUAAGCCUCAGCAGAGCCCUCCCACCCCCAACUUCAAGUUGCUCAUGAUAGAGCCUUUCCUCUACAAUUAUUUUUGAGUUCUAGUAUGUGAAAUUUCUUUAAUCUCUAAAUGUCUCUAUUAUCUACAGGCCAUAAAACUGACAUGGUUGUUUGAUAUGUUACACUUAUCAAACAAUACCUCCCAUAUAGAAGUUUCUGUUUUAGUUCUGGCGUCUUUCAUCAGAAGAUUCACUUCUUUUUACCAAAAGACAAUAACCUAGAACUCCAGAUGUCUCUGUUGAUUUGACAUUCCCUGAAUCUCUGAUAAGCUAUUUUUUCUAUUAAAUAUAAUGGCUAGAAUAUUACAUCAUUUCUGUCAGUCAUUUAGUGCAGCCAAUUAGCUUUAUUGGUCCUGGGCACUCCAGAAAGCCUUGGACAAGUCACUUUUUCAAAUGGCCAGCUAAAUUAAGGUGCACUUCUGUGAACUUCUAAUACCAUUUCCAGCUCUUUCUAACUUCUGAAAAUAAAUACAUUCCACAGAA
This is a messenger RNA of Peromyscus eremicus (cactus mouse), 5374 nucleotides long. It is a transcript of the gene Rabgap1l, whose product is annotated as RAB GTPase activating protein 1 like. Bases 264 to 3419 code for a protein of 1051 amino acids. The record is from RefSeq and is a predicted model, not a curated record. Lineage: Eukaryota; Metazoa; Chordata; Mammalia; Rodentia; Cricetidae. The transcript is spliced from 26 exons.